This is a messenger RNA of Branchiostoma floridae (Florida lancelet), 803 nucleotides long. RefSeq lists its product as uncharacterized. The transcript is spliced from 5 exons. Gene Ontology annotation, biological process: regulation of apoptotic process. Gene Ontology annotation, molecular function: protein binding. The record is from RefSeq and is a predicted model, not a curated record. The coding region runs from base 210 to 803 and encodes 197 amino acids. NCBI's taxonomy places the organism in Eukaryota, Metazoa, Chordata, Leptocardii, Amphioxiformes, Branchiostomatidae.
UUCGCUCCAGCCAGGUGUAAUGUCACGCUUCCAUGGUUACGACCUCGUACAGGUAGGGCAACAGGUGAGCGGCGACAGGUGGGGAGGGCGGAAUCUUAGUCUCGCAUUCAAGAAGCCUUCAAUAACAUCGUGCAUACAGUAUUCCGUACCCAUUUGAGGUAAAACAACGGACUACGAAAAACAAACUCAGUAAGAAAAAUCCUGACGUUAUGGCAAAGGAGGGGACUAUUUCGUUUCGCGAUCUCCUCGCUCGAGUGGCUUCGGACCUGGAAAUCGGACAUGCCGAACACAUCCGACUGUUGUGCGAAGACUACUUUCCGGAAGAAACCCGAUUGGUUCCGAACAUAGCUCCGCCCACGGCCGAGUUUUUGAUUGACGUUCUCGUCUCACGACAAUUGGUGACCGAGACAGAUUUGAGUCUGUUAGUGGAGAUCUUAGUAUCGUGUCAGAGGCAUCAGACCUUGGAGGAUGAGGUGCUUCCUUACGUAGAAAAGAGAGCAGAUGAGUUGAAGGGUUCCGUUAAACAAGAAGGACCGGGGUUGAAGCGCCUGUCCCACCCAAAGUUUGAGAAGCUCCGGCGGUACCUGGAACUGACCCGCCCAUCUGUGUACUACCUGUACGACAGGUACAGGCGGAAGUACCUUCAAGAUGACAGCAUGUUGAACGCCUUGUCUUACGUCUUAGGGGACACAUUCAGGCGUUACUUGGUGAUAUCAAAGACGUUUUUCCACGGCGCCAGGAACGGAGACUGUGAUCUAGUGGAGCGAUAUCAUGAGCUACCACAGAUCUACGGAGCCUGGUAG